AUGUCGAAGUACGUCAAAUUCUUGAAGGAUAUUCUGACAAAGAAGAAGAGAAUCAACGAGACAGAGGUGAUUGCGCUAACACAAGAGUGCAAUGUGUUAGUCAGCAACAAAUUGCCCAAGAAACAGAAGGACUCGGGAAGCUUCACAGUCUCAUGCUCAAUCAAAGGGCUGGAAGUAGGACAUGCAUUGUGUGAUCUAGGAGUAAGCAUUGAUGCGUGCAUCAAUCUCAUGCCACUCUUAAUUUUCAAGAAAUUGGGAAUUGGUGAAGCACAGCCCACUUCUGUAACGCUUCAAUUAGCUGAUAGGACGAUCACAUACCCUGAAGGAAAUAUUGAGCAUUUUCUGGUGAAAGUUGACAAAUUCAUAUUCCCAACGGAUUUCAUCAUCCUUGAUUAUGAAGCAGACAGAGAUGUACCAAUCAUUUUUGGACGACCCUUUCUCGCCACUGGGAAAGUAUUAAUAGACGUGCACAAGGGAGAACUGACCAUGCGCGUAGACAAUCAGGAAGUGAAAUUUAGUGUGUUAAAUGCAUUAAAGUUCCCAGAUAAUGAAGAAUGUCAACUUAACAAAAUAGAGUUGCCUGAAGAAUAA
Molecule: messenger RNA, 591 nt
Organism: Benincasa hispida (wax gourd)
Lineage: Eukaryota; Viridiplantae; Streptophyta; Magnoliopsida; Cucurbitales; Cucurbitaceae
Source: RefSeq, a predicted model, not a curated record